This is a messenger RNA of Acanthochromis polyacanthus (spiny chromis), 3482 nucleotides long. It is a transcript of the gene coasy, whose product is annotated as CoA synthase. The coding region runs from base 218 to 1894 and encodes 558 amino acids. NCBI's taxonomy places the organism in Eukaryota, Metazoa, Chordata, Actinopteri, Pomacentridae. The record is from RefSeq and is a predicted model, not a curated record. Gene Ontology annotation, molecular function: dephospho-CoA kinase activity; ATP binding; pantetheine-phosphate adenylyltransferase activity. Gene Ontology annotation, biological process: coenzyme A biosynthetic process. The transcript has 10 exons.
UUUGGGCUGUAGAGGACUGAUAAGACAGUUCCUCUUUGGACAGAGUCAAGGAAACGACCUCUUAAGUAAAUAUGCGGACGGUUGUACAUGUGGACUGCAUUAUUCAUCCGUUUUACACUUCGUUUUAGCUUGUCUGUGCACAGGGUUUACCUGCCCCCUAACGUUGUCUGCUCAGGUCCUGUUUAUAUUCUGAGUUCUUGUGAUAUCAGCGAGUAACAUGUCCAUGUUCAGCACGGGCAUCCUUGUCCUGACGUCUCCUCUCCACACCCUUCCCUUACGCAUCGCUCCAGUGCUCAGCUCCGCUGCCCAGCUGGUGGACCGUACGCUGUACGUCCACCUCCACCCGGGGCUCAACCUGGGAGGUGGGAACCAACCUCGACCAGUUUUCAUUCCACCGGUAGUGGACCUGUCUGCGCUCAUCACCCGCCUUUACAGCAAUGCGGCGGACGUAUGCGGCCACCUGGAUGUUCGCGUUUUGCUAACUAAUGUCCGCGCUCAGUCGGCUGCCUGCAGCGGGGCAACGACUCCAACCUGCCCCUUCCCCACACCACAGUCUCUGUCUCACUCCCCGGAGGUGGUGCUAACAGACUUUGCCCUGCAGGACCCAGGUCAGUCCCAUCAGGUUACACUGUGUCUGCAGAGAUACACCGGUCACUGCUACGUCUGCAGCCCCAGCCUGCCGUCUGUGCUGCUUCACCCACAACUAACAAGUCUGCAGGAGAAGGAGGAGGGGCUGAAAGAUCCUGAGGAAACGGAAGCACCGCUGGAGACCUACACUGAUGUGGUAGUAGGGGGGACAUUUGACCGGCUGCAUGGGGCCCACAAGACGCUGCUCAAUAUCUCAUGCCUGUUGGCCAAUAGACGGUUCCUUAUUGGUGUGUGUGACCAAGCAAUGCUUAAAAAAAAAGUGCUAAAGGAGCUGAUCGAGCCCUACUCUCUGCGGGUCCAGAGACUACAGGAGUUCCUACAGGACACUAAACCGUCUCUACAGGUGGAGAUCGUUCCUCUGGACGACCCCUUUGGAGUGUCGAUAGUUGAUCCCCAGCUGCAGUGCAUUGUGGUUAGCGAGGAGACUCGAAAGGGAGGCGAGGCUGUCAACAAGAAGCGGCUUGAGAAUGGCCUUCCAGCUCUUGUCCUCCAUGAGAUCCAGUUGCUUAAAGAUGCCCACCACACCGAAACAGAGGAGGAGAAGAUCAGCUCCUCCAGUCUACGCUCUCGUCUGCUGGGAACCCUCCUCACCCCACCUAAAGACACGUCCCACCUCCCUCCCCUUCCGUAUGUGAUUGGUCUGACAGGAGGCAGCGGCAGUGGAAAGAGCUCCAUCGCCAGACAGCUGGAGGCUUUUGGUGCGGUUCGGAUCGACUGCGACAAACUGGGCCAUGAGGUGUACCAGCCCGGUGCAGCAGGAUAUCUCAGAGUGCUAGAAGAGUUUGGGUCAGAUAUUCUGAAUGAAGAUAAAACCAUAAACAGACGUGCAUUAGGAAGGAAAGUUUUUGGGAACCAGGAGCGAUUAAAAGCCCUCACGGACAUCGUAUGGCCUGAGAUUGCACUUCUGGUGAAGAACAGAGUCAGCCAAGCCAGAGACGAAGGUAAAGAGGUUUGUGUGGUGGACGCAGCAGUUCUUCUGGAGGCCGGCUGGACAGAUUUGGUCCAUGAGGUCUGGGUCUCCAUCAUCCCUGAGGAGGAGGCAGUGUUAAGGAUAACAGAGCGGGACGGUGUGACCACAGAAGAUGCAGUUCGCCGCCUGGAGAGUCAGUGGUCGAGCAGCAAGCAGGUGGAGCACGCUAACGUAGUGCUGAGCACGCUGUGGGAGCCAGAGGUGACUCAGAAACAGGUUCUGAAAGCUUGGAAUCUUCUUCAAAAGAGAAUCCAUCAGAGACGAGAGGGGCAAUAGGAACAUGUGAGAGUCUCUACAUCAUGCCAGCAGUGAACAAGCAUGUAUCAAGUCGAGGGACACGCGUGCACAAAAGACUGAUCCCUGUAAGGAAACACUGCCUUUGAAAGAAGUGAGGCUGCUCACUGAACCAUCGCAGCAGAUCCAACAAGUUCCCUCACUUCUCUGAUCAAGACUCAGUGCCUGUUCGUCUUUCUACAGGUUUUUAAAAUCUCAAAUUUUAUUUGAAAGAUGCUUAAUUGGAAGACGGAUGGAUGAAUUUAAAAAAAAAAGAUCCCUAACAACAUAAUUUUGGAAUUAAGGGAUCAAUAAAGUGUCAUAUUAACCGAACAACUGUAGGCCUGUUUUCAUCCAAAGAUUUUUUUAAUGGAAUCGCACGCCUUCAAAUGAAUAGUUCUUUGUAUGACACAGCAAUCUUUGAGGUUGAAUCCAGAUCAGCAAGUUCCAAAAUGUUGGGCAGAAUGUCAGCUGAUUACACUUUUCGAAUUGUCUUCUUUCCAUAUUUCUAAUUCUGCGCUUCGUUAGAAAAGCAACUGAUGGUAAGGAGAAAGUGAGGUCAUGUUAAGACUGAGUCACUGUUAAACCGUAGAACUGAUUGAUUCAUCUUUGCUCGUUCAGGGUUGUGAGAGUAUUUUAACAAGUUUCUAUCAUUGUUUAAUGAGGAAUAAUAAAUUACUGAACAUUGUAUUGUAGAAAUACAUGCAACAGAUGAUGGUUUGUAUUAAGACCUAUAUAGAUGUUGCAUCUAAUGAAAUUUAAAUACUUUGAGUUAGGAGCGAUAACAGUGAUAUAUGGAAAAUUAAAUGUUGUGUGAAUGAUACACGUAUGGUAUAAAUACUGAGUGCCAGUAACAACCUGUUCAGUUACGUCUCCCCCUCUCCAAGGUUGCAUUUUGAGUGUAAUUCAUCUCCCAAAGAGAGACAAAAAUGCACAAACAAAAGAUUUGUUCAACCAGUAGCCCAUGUUUUUUUUUUAAAUUCUAUAGAUAUUUAAAUAUCAGUAGGAAGUAUGAAUUUUUCUGGCCAAAUCUGAUAUGACAGCCCUAAAUUGGACAUUGUAAAAGCCUGAUAUCCUAAAAGGAUCAGUGCAUGCAUGGGUUAAUAAUGGAAAACACCUGGAUUGCCAUUUCACUGUAGUAAAUUAGUGAAUGUGGCCAGUAGACAAACUAUAGGAUUCCUUAAAAUAAGCAUUUAAAUAAUGAAAAGACAUCUAUUGGACAUUGCUAAAGUACAAUCCACAAAAAUGCACUCGACUAACUGCUGUAUUUUCUCUUACCAGAGCCAGUUUUCAUCUCUCUACAUGAGUUUGCCAGAAUAUUUGAGUAUUCAUGUCUCGGAAAGCACCUGAAAAGCCUCCAGGGGGCAGCUGAGUGUAAACUUACGUAUCAUAAGCCGCAGUAUAACCAGAACCGUCUUCUGUUUUAUUCUAACACUUGUUCAUUAACAGUUCCACGUGUCUUUUUACUGACUUGCAUGUCAUCUGCUAACUCAAUGGACUGCUUUAAAUUUGCACAGAACAUGAAAUGAAAUGUUUCCAUCAAUAAGUAAGUCCUGUUUUGAAUACAUGGUCGUGUUUUUGAAACAUUUAA